UUAUUGUCUCUUUUACAUUUCUCUUUUGACUAGCAGAAUAAAGCCAUAAAGGCUUGGUGCGCUAGGCUGUGAUCAGAUCCGGUGAUCGAGAUAAGGGCUAGAAUAUCUCAUCUGGCGCUGGCUGCCGUGGACUGCGAGGGGCUAAUUCGGCGCAAAUUGGGCAGGCUCUUUUUCCACCCCCGUCAAUUCAGCACUCUCAGUAGUUAUUUCUCUCGCACCAAUCUAUACACCACAGAGGUUGUAUCAUGUUCAAAAAGUUCUGGAACGAGGUCGGCAAGCGCGUGUGGGUGAAUGAGUACAAGGAUUCAAUGAUGCCGCGGACGACGUUCCGCAGCCCGGCGCCGGUGUCGCAGCCGCCGUACAAGAAGCCCGUGACGGCGGCAUCGGACCUGAGCAAGAACCCGUACUUCAAGCGCGACACCCGACGCAACUAUCCGCGCACAGCCGUGUACACGCAGCAGGAUGUCGGCCACCUUUUGCUGGGUGCGUCGCAGAUCGCCAAGCUGCCGGAGGUUGCGCCUGCGGCAGAGGGUGCUGAGGAGACGGGCGUGCCGAGCGUCGAAGUGAGGGACGUGGCCGAGGCGCUGGCGAAGCUGCAGGAGCCGGUGUUUUCGCAGGAGAAGCUGCCGCCGGUGCCUGGUGCCCCGUACAAGUUCAGAAUCUCGCCAGAGCAGGUUGUGGAGGGCCCUGGCGAGUACUACCCGGUGUACCGUGUCUUUUAGAUGCAGAGGUUGGGAUUCUGCCAUUGCAAUAUCAAGAGUUUCUGUUUCUGUUUCUGUUUUGUGGACAUGUGGUGGUUACAGUAGACAGGUCCAUGUAUUGACUGAUUAUACCAGAGGAUGGCAUGGUGAGAUUUAGCUGCGCUUGGUGAAUAGCCGAGCAACCUCGACGAGGGACGGAGCCCGCAAGCCCAGCACGCGGGCCGACGCGACGCCCACAGCGAACGCGGC
Linderina pennispora is the source of this 950-nucleotide messenger RNA. RefSeq lists its product as uncharacterized. NCBI's taxonomy places the organism in Eukaryota, Fungi, Kickxellomycota, Kickxellomycetes, Kickxellales, Kickxellaceae. The record is from RefSeq and is a predicted model, not a curated record. The transcript has a single exon. Bases 246 to 722 code for a protein of 158 amino acids.